This is a messenger RNA of Lachancea sp. 'fantastica', 981 nucleotides long. NCBI's taxonomy places the organism in Eukaryota, Fungi, Ascomycota, Saccharomycetes, Saccharomycetales, Saccharomycetaceae. The record is from the annotation of a GenBank genome assembly.
AUGCAUGGCAUAAAAAGACGGGAACUGACCCAGGACCUGAUUUCCAAAAAGAGGGCCAGGGACGUGGAAAAGAUCGUGAAAUAUCGGUCGUUAACAAAACGGGUGCUGGAGGCCAAGAAAAAUGAAAUAUACACGCUGGAGAAGUUGAAAGCUGCAUCGGAUUUGCUAGAGUUAAAUCCCGAGUUUAAUGCCGUGUGGAAUUUCAGAAGAGAUGCCAUCACCCAUUUGAAAAACGAGCUGCCUCGCGAAUUUUGGGACCAAGAAAUCCAUUUCACCACGCAGCAACUGAAAUCGUUUCCAAAGGUGUAUUGGAUCUGGAAUCAUAGACUGUGGUGUCUGAACGAAUACCCAGACUCGCCGGUCGAAAAAUGGCAACAGGAACUGGCUUUGGUUCAUAGACUUCUGACAAUGGAUCCCCGAAAUUUCCACAGCUGGCACUAUAGGAGAAUUGUGAUUACCAGGUUGGAACAAAUGACUCAGACUAGCUUGAAUCAGCAAGAGCUGGAUUACACCACUGAGAAAAUCAACUCCGACAUCUCCAACUUUUCAGCCUGGCAUCUAAGAGCCACUCUGCUCCCAAAAAUGUUUGCCUCGUCAGAGAUCUCGGACAAAAAGCGUUUUAUCAAACAGGAACAGCAGUAUAUCACCAAUGCCAUGUUCACAGAUGCAGAAGACCAAUCGGUAUGGUAUUACAUAAAGUGGUUUGUCAAGACCGAUUGCGUACUGAAAAUCAUUUCCACAGAAGAGUAUAAGACCCUGCUUCAAGAGCUCAAGGACGGAAUUAUCAUGAUAAAUGAGGACGAAAAGGAAUUUUCCGGCAAAGAAAACAUUUGGUGUUUGAAAUUAUUGUGCUACCUAGAGACCAUACAAGUGGAAGAGCUGGCCGUCGAUGUCAAGCCCAUGAAAUCUGAAUAUUUAGCAAAACUCGCACAAUUCGAUCCCUUAAGAAGGAACCGAUACAAAUAUCUUGCAGAGAAGUGA